UUCCACCUGCACGUCCAGUCUCCCGGGGAAGGAAGGUGCAGCAUUGUUGGUAGGUCCAAACAGGGCAUCUGGGAAGCAGGCCCUGGAGGGCUGAUGCCAAGGAAUGAGUCUGGCUGGCUGGAGAGCAAUGGACUAGCGGUUUUCUGCUGCCUUGACAGCCGGCGCUGUCCACCUCAAGAGUCACUAAGUGCGUGAAGUUGUUUAAAUUUAAAAAUUAAAUUUGCUUAAUGUAAAAGUUCACUUCAUACGAGACUCAGUCCAGUGCACAGCAGACAAUGUGGCUAAUGACUAUUACCAGACAGAGCUGAUUUGAGACAAUGCCAUCAGCACUGAGUUCAGGGCUGUGCUAUCCAAGGCUCUGGACAGCUCCACAGAUCCGCUAGAACAGUGUGCAAACUUGUCAAGCCAGAACGCGCGUUUGUGGUCCAGGCCCUUCCUGAUGCUGAAUGACACCUGACCGAGGGACUCUGGUUUCUCAGGGACAGAAAGGUGGAGGCCCAGGCUCCCAAAGGCUAGGGAGGUGCUAACUGAAUCAGUGCUGGGCGAGCAGCUCCUCUGUUGCAACUCUUGCCAGUCUGACAGGCUCCUGCAGAGUUACAUCACUUCCUAAAAAUCAGGCAAACACCUCUCCUUCAAGUGAGCACCGACCCAAAGGAGCAGGAAACAGGAAAUGUGCGCGUCGGAGGGAGGCUGGGGCUCUGCAGCAUCCUGAGCCAGGACGAGCCAGCUGAGAUGACUGUGCUGCGCAUUGCCCUGGUCUUGGCCCUGGGACUCACAUUCGGUCACUCUGAUCAGGGCAACGAUGAGGAGUUAGGACACUCAGGGUACAGCGCUACGGAGGAGGAAACGGCAGAUGAAGAGACAACAAGUGCUUUGGCUGUGGUGACCACAGAAGCAUUAACCACAGACACAAAUUCUACAUACACUACGGAGUCCCCAAGCCCAAUGGAGUUUGUGGUGAUGGUCGUGGUUCCACUGGCUGUGCUUGUCAUCCUUUUGUCCGGGGUUCUCCUUGCAAUUUACCUGAAAAGCAAGAGGCUCAAGCAAGAGCCUUCUAGCCAAGGAUCUCAAAGUGUCUUGCAGACAUAUGAACCUGUCGGUGAAAACCUGAAAGUCCCUAUUUUUGAAGAGGACACACCCUCUGUUAUGGAAAUAGAGAUGGAAGAGCUUGAUAAAUGGAUGAGCAGCAUGAAUAGAAACGCCGACUAUGAGUGUUUACCUACUUUGAAGGAAGAGAAGGAGCCAAACCUCAGCCCGAGUGACAAUGAAUCCUAACUCUGAGCAGUGUUGACAUUCUUCAAGAGUGCACACCCUGAGGGCACCCGCUGGGCCUGCCAAGGGAAGAUGAAGAGGAGACAAGUUUAAUUAAUUUCAAAUCGGUGUAGACACAAGAACCUUUUACCGCCACCCUCACUUCAGACGGUGACAACCUGUGGACUUGGAAGAAGGAAGGACGGGAAUCCGAGGAAGGGCCUGGCUGCCCUCCAUCCAACUCAGGGUGCAGAAGGAGCGCUGUGAGGUGUUCCCUUCUGAUCAGUGGGUGUCCCCUCCUUAUGGCGUUCUCCUCACUCAUUCUGAUUACCCUGAAGUCGCCAACACUGGUGUGUGCUUCACCCCUGAGGGUUCAAAUCAGGAAGCUGAUCUUCUGCCAGGUCACCUCAGUACCUAACAGCUUUGGACAAUGUCCUCUAAUUAUUCAUGGCCUCUGACAGGUCAGCUCUAUUCAUCUGGAACUUCCCUCACGUUCUGUAUGUCGCCGAAAAGACAGCAAACAAAGCAAGUGUUUCACAUCCGCACCAUCCCAGGGAGUUGUGAAGCCUGUUCUUACUGCUAAGAAAGCUCACAGUCCUCAUAGGAGAUCCUUGAGUGGCUCACAGACUGGUACCCAGCCACAUUCAGCCACGUCUCAGCCUCUUUUGAAAACUUGUAGAGGAAAUAGCAAUCUUUAAAGAGAGAGGCAACGUUUUCCUUCUACGCUAAGGUUACAUCUGCCGGCAACAUCCCGAAGCUGCCAUUCUGGUCUCGACUCAUACCACGGGUCUAGCCUGUGCUGUGUGGGCCCAAGGCAUGGAGUGCAUGCAGGCCGAGAUCAUCUGUCACCCUUCUGUGUCGUGAGAUCUUCAAGGCUGAACAAGAUAUAUCUGGACCCGGGGAAACUAGCUCACGGUGCUCUGCGGUCUCUCCUGCACGCUACAGCCCUUCCUGUAGGGCUGGAAAGAGUCCCCAGUCCUCAAUAUGACACUCCGGGAGGUGGCUCCCAGGCCGUCAGGGCAGACAUUCUACAUGAGAUUGCUUGCCGUCCAUGUGCUAAAAACAAUGGGACAAAAUACUGAAGGGCACACUAACUUCUCCUCAAUCAAGUCAGCCCUGUUUAAUCCUUAGCUUUCUAAUUCUGACCUUUGGGAGGCCAUCUAGCAAAUUGAGUCCUCAGCUCUCCUGGGAUGCUUAGUAUUUCAUUCCAGGAAGGAAACAAAGGCUGAAAAUUUCAUUCUGCUAACCAUGUAGAAACCGAGGGGAGAUAAAAUUAACCGAACUGUUCUGCUGUUGAAUUCGGGGUGUGUUUGAAACGCUGCACUCAUGCUGCACAGAGCACCUCUGCCUCCUUGGGGCCCCUUUACCCAGCUCUUGCCUUCUGAGCUGUGCAGAUAUUUCAUAGGCAGAGCUGCAGGCUAGUGUGGGCUCUCUGUACGGUGCUUGCACUGGCCUGGGACUGUGCAGUGCUGUGAUAAAGAUGGUGUUCAACAGUGUAUCCUCAACAGACUUGUCUGUCAUAGUCUCACAAUUCUCGCUGACACCUGAGUCCCUGCCCCCGUGGACACUCACCGUUGAUUUAUAAUCUGCCCUGAUUCUCAGACAUUCACCCUGCAGAUGCUGCCUUCUGUGAAAAGUCUAGUUAUUUCUUUCCUGCGUUGUCUAAGAUCCUCUGUGACUACCCAGACCUUUGACCUUGAUCUGACCCUGCUUGUCCAUUAUCAGACUUGAGAGGUUCUCAGAAGUGUCUGCAGUCUUGAACUGUUACUCUGAAUAAAACAGUGUUUCCUGAGAUGAUAAGGAAGUUCUCAUUCAACAUGCUAAAUAGCCUCAAGCUCCCAAAGAAACUAAUUUACCAGCAUGACUUUGAGCUUAUGUCUGACUUCUCUAGCUGCACAGUGCACAGGAACUUUCUACAGAGCUUGUUUAUUCUGGCAGGACUCGGACAUUAGCAUGGAUCAAGGAGUCAUGUUAACCCUAGGAUCCUGAAUCUUUUUAUUAGUAUACGAUCAAAGCACAGCAUAUGCAUAUGACAAUUCCAAGAAUUAAAAAAAUUAAAAUUUUAAUUUAUGUAUAUGAGUGUUCCAUUUGCAUGUGAGCAUUCAUGACAGAAGAGGGCAUCAGACCCCAUUAUAGAUGGCUGUGAGUCACCAUGCGGUACUGGGAAUUGAAUUCAGGACCACUGGAAGGGUAACCAGGGCUCUUAGGCACUGAGCCAUCUCUCUAACCCUCCAAGAAUUUGUAAAAACAAAAUAUUUGUGGUUUACAUUAUUAUUAGAAAAAAAACCUCAUCAAUUUGUUCUGGCUGGAUAGCCAAUCAGAUUUUAAAAUAAAGACGGGCAGAGAAUUUA
This is a messenger RNA of Mesocricetus auratus (golden hamster), 3602 nucleotides long. RefSeq names its product transmembrane protein 154 (gene Tmem154). The record is from RefSeq and is a predicted model, not a curated record. NCBI's taxonomy places the organism in Eukaryota, Metazoa, Chordata, Mammalia, Rodentia, Cricetidae. The coding region runs from base 733 to 1275 and encodes 180 amino acids. The transcript is spliced from 7 exons.